AUGGCCAGUCCCGAAGACCCCGUCAUCUCUCUCGAGUACCGUGGCCGGGUCGCGCUGCUCACUAUCGAAAACGACCGCAAGCUCAAUGCCCUCUCACAGCCGCAGUACUAUGAUCUCGCUCAGAAACUGCGCGAAAUCGCGACGCACGAUGAGGUUUUCAUCACCGUUCUGACAGGCAAGGGCCGCUAUUUCUCAGCCGGCGCGGAUGUGACUAUCGCCCGCGCUUCACCCUCGGGGCCGGAUGCCCACAAACACUGGCUUCAAGGCUUCGUCGCCUUCAAUCUGAACAUCACCCAGGCCUUCUACACGCACCCUAAAAUCCUUGUCGUCGGUCUCAAUGGGCCGGUAAUCGGCCUUUCCGCUGCACUUGUCUCUUUUGCCGAUUUCAUUUACGCUACGCCAUCAACAUUCCUCCUGACGCCCUUCUCUUCUCUGGGCCUCGUGGCAGAAGGAGGCGCCUCUCGUGCCCUCAUCCAGCGCCUCGGCAUCAGCAAGGGCAACGAGGCGCUGAUUAUGAGCAAGCGCAUUUCUGCGGAAGAGCUCCUACAUACCGGUUUCGUGAACCGCGUGUUUGACUGCGGCAAGGGUGAGGAUGAGAAGUUCCGAGAUCUGGUCCUGAAGGAAGUUGACGAACGGUUGGGCGAGCAUUUGAUCGGAGACAGCUUGACGGGAAUCAAGGCGCUCAUCAGAAGGCCCGAGAUGGAUGCCAUGGACAAGCAGAAUUCACAGGAGGUGUUUGCAGGAAUAGAAAGGUUCAUGAAGGGAAUUCCACAGGAAGAAUUCCGCAAGAUUGCGAGCGGUGAGAAGAGACACAAGCUGUAG
Colletotrichum truncatum is the source of this 822-nucleotide messenger RNA. RefSeq names its product enoyl-CoA hydratase/isomerase. Gene Ontology annotation, cellular component: peroxisomal matrix. The record is from RefSeq and is a predicted model, not a curated record. Gene Ontology annotation, biological process: fatty acid beta-oxidation. Lineage: Eukaryota; Fungi; Ascomycota; Sordariomycetes; Glomerellales; Glomerellaceae.